Messenger RNA from Hippocampus zosterae (dwarf seahorse), 3342 nucleotides. RefSeq names its product hepatocyte growth factor-regulated tyrosine kinase substrate (gene hgs). NCBI's taxonomy places the organism in Eukaryota, Metazoa, Chordata, Actinopteri, Syngnathiformes, Syngnathidae. Bases 165 to 2528 code for a protein of 787 amino acids. The transcript is spliced from 20 exons. Gene Ontology annotation, molecular function: phosphatidylinositol binding; ubiquitin binding; metal ion binding. The record is from RefSeq and is a predicted model, not a curated record.
CACCGGAAGUGAGAAGUGGGAACCAGUGCACAGCUGUGCGUUGUGUUCCGUGGCUAUUUGACGCUAGCGGUUAGCCACUUCGCUAAAAAGGUGAACAUAACAGCGGACGCCGAGUGGGGAAAACAUACACACCUCGACAGCGACUUGAAGACUUUCGGUCAACAAUGGGGAAAGGCGGAGGUACAUUCGAGAGGCUUCUGGAUAAGGCCACUAGUCAGCUACUGCUAGAGACCGACUGGGAAUCCAUCCUGCAGAUCUGCGAUCUCAUUCGACAAGGAGACACUCAGGCGAAAUAUGCAAUUGGUGCUAUAAAGAAAAAGCUGAAUGACAAAAAUCCACAUGUGGCCCUCUAUGCACUUGAGGUCCUUGAGUCUGUGGUUAAAAACUGUGGGCAGACCAUUCACGAUGAGGUGGCAAGUAAACAAACCAUGGAAGAGCUGAAGGACCUAAUCAAGAAACAGACGGAGCCAAAUGUACGUAACAAAAUCCUUUACUUGAUCCAAGCCUGGGCCCACGCCUUCCGCAAUGAGCCCAAAUACAAAGUGGUGCAAGACACCUAUCAGAUCAUGAAAGUGGAAGGUCAUGUGUUCCCUGAGUUUAAGGAGAGUGAUGCAAUGUUUGCAGCAGAACGAGCCCCAGACUGGGUUGAUGCGGAGGAAUGCCACCGGUGCAGAGUCCAGUUUGGAGUGAUGACAAGAAAGCACCACUGUCGAGCGUGCGGGCAGAUCUUUUGCGGCAAGUGUUCCUCAAAGUAUUCCACCAUCCCCAAGUUUGGAAUAGAGAAGGAGGUCCGUGUGUGUGAGCCCUGCUUUGAGCAGCUGAACAACCACCCUUCCUCUCCUUCACUUAGGAAAGCCGAGCUCAAACCGGCAUCUACCAGUGCUGCCGAAUUGCCUCCAGAGUAUCUCACCAGCCCGCUCUCCCAGCAGUCACAAAUGCCUCCAAAAAGAGACGAGGCGGCGCUGCAGGAGGAGGAAGAGCUACAGCUGGCCAUCGCUCUCUCCCAAAGUGAGGCAGAGGAAAAAGAGCGAAUGAAGAACUCGUACUCCGUGUAUCCAAAGACAGACCCCACCCCAGUCACCUCCUCAGCACCCCCAGUCAGCACCCUCUACACGUCCCCUGUGAAUUCAUCUGCUCCGUCAGCCGAAGAAGUUGACCCCGAGCUGGCCCGUUACCUAAACAGAACGUACUGGGAGAAGAAGCAGGAGGAGGCCCGCAAGAGUCCCACGCCCUCGGCCCCAGCUCCCGUGUCACUGGCCGAACCGCCGCCACCAGUCAGCGUUCCUGUGAGCGUUCCCCUCAGCGCGCCAGCCAACCAACCCGUGGAAGCUCAUGUGGCUGUGCAGCCCGUCAGCAUUGUAGAGCAACAGUACCAGAACGGCGAGUCGGAGGAGAACCACGAGCAGUUCCUGAAGGCCCUGCAGAACGCCGUGACUACCUUCCUGAACCGAAUGAAGAGCAACCACAUGCGCGGGCGCAGCAUCACCAACGACAGCGCCGUCCUGUCCCUCUUCCAGUCCAUCAACAACAUGCACCCGCAGCUCCUGGACAUCCUCAACCAGCUUGAUGAAAAACGACUGUACUACGAAGGGCUGCAAGACAAGCUGGCUCAGGUGCGCGAUGCUCGGGCGGCCCUCAACGCGCUUCGGGACGAGCAUAGGGAGAAACUGCGCCGUGCCGCAGAGGAGGCAGAGAGGCAAAGGCAGAUACAGCUGGCGCAAAAACUGGAGAUCAUGCGGCAGAAGAAGCAGGAGUAUUUGGAGAUGCAGCGGCAGCUGUCCAUCCAGCGCCUGCAGGAGCAGGAGAAGGAGCGCCAGAUGCGUCUGGAGCAGCAGAAGCACACCAUUCAGAUGAGAGCUCAGAUGCCCGCCUUCUCUCUGCCCUAUGCACAGAUGCAGUCUUUGCCCCCAAACGUAGCAGGUGGGGUGGUGUACCAGCCUGGUGGGCCGCCCGCCUACCCGGGCACCUUCAGUCCAGCUAACUCAGUGGAAGGUUCCCCUCUGCACAACCUCUACAUGAACCAGCCGGGCCAAGGCGCGCCACCACAGUACCAGGCCAUGCCACCUGCUGCCACAGAUCCCAGUAUGGUGAAUGCAUACAUGUAUCAGCCUGCUGCCACGAACGGUCAGCCAGCUCCUCCUCCUGGUCAGGGUCCGCCCGCCACUAGUACACCCUACUCCAACUACCAGCCCACACCCACGCAAGGCUACCAGAAUGUGGUGUCGCAGGCCACCCCCACCAACGGCAUGGGCUACAUGGGCUACCCGCCCUACAGCAUGCAGAACAUGAUUUCAGCACUUCCGGGCCAAGACCCCAAUAUGGCCGUCCAACAACAGUAUAUGUCUGGCCAGCAGCCCAUGUACCAACAGGUGGCUCCCCCUAGUGGCCCUCAACAGGCACCUCAACCGCCACCACAGCAGCAACAGCAGCAGCAGCAGCAGCCGCCCCAACAGCAGCAGCAGCAGCAUCAGCACCAUCCCCAGGUGGUCCCCGGCAAUGCGGAGGCGCAGCUCAUCUCGUUCGACUGAAAGCUGCUCCUGCUUGCUUGUUAUCACGCGUCUCACACACUACUACCCCAAACACACCCCUCUCCUCAUGGGUUAUGUCUCCACCACACUGUCACGUCGUGGCGGUGUGAAAUGUUGUGAUGCUCCCUUUACGUAAGUCUGGAAGUGGGUGGGCUAACGCGCAUCUUAUCUGUUCCUUGUAUUUCCUCCUUCAUAAAUAGUCUCUUAAAAAUGGAAUAAGAAAAUACUAAUUACCAGGCGAAAAAAUACUUUUAAGUGUCAAGCAUGUUGAUUUUGUUUUUCUUUUUUAAAUUGUAUUGCAGAGUGGAGCCUCUCUUGAGUACUGAUUUUUUUUGACUGAGUUGGUUAAAUGGGUUUGUCUGUAAGCAGAGGAAGCACAGUGAGAGGCUCGGAAUGAACAGCACUAACUCAUCAGCACGAUCACAGCUUAACAUUCCGCUUGUUGGUUCCAUCUUCUCCUUCCACACAAACUGUCUACCUUUGUUUUGGCAUUCCCUUGUCAUUAUUGUUUGCAAUUUUUAAAAACGGAUAGGCAAAGAUACAUGGUUGAACCCAAGAAGGGAUAGCGCAAGUACAAAGCGAUCAUUUAUUUCAUUCGCAUCAUAGCUCUCAUACUGCAAGUAUCUGCUAAAAUGCAUUCUUUCCGUGUGCGGGGAGAGCGACUCGAAACACAUUUGCUCCGCAUGUAAUCCAUUGCCGGUCACCAAUCAGCUCUUUUUGUGACGUUGUGAUUCUUCUUUCCUCCAUCAAGGCCAUCUGUCUGGCUCACAAGUAAUUUUAAAUUUAUAUUUAAUAAAUAUCUUCUUAUUGUCCA